AUGACACCUCAGGGAGUGGCAAUGACGGACAAUGAACGAAAGUAAGAUUGGCUACCACUUCCUCACAAUACCACUUCCUCAAACUUUAUACCAGUAUUAGAUUUGUUUUGUUUUAUGAAAUACCUCCGUUAUUAACUACAUACCAUAAUAUUACAUGUGUUUAGUUCUUCACAAUACCACCCUUCUCAAACUGUAUACCAUAAUACACUUUGUGUCAUAAUAACUAUAUGCUGUAUUCAUCACACGUAUCUUAUUUUUCCUACAACAUAACCCCUCCUGUAUUUUUCUCAACAGAGUGUUCUUUAGACAGAAUUUCCAUAUGAAGUCUACUCUUUACUCCGACAUAGACCCUAGCGACAAGAGGUACCAUCAACUCUUUUUCUGAGAAGAAGUUCUUUGUAAUGAGAUUAAAGUUUCUUUAAUGGUUAUCUUGAAAUCUAACUUGUUUGUUUUUUCUUGUAGAUGGGACUUGAAAACACCAACCUACUGCGGGAAAUUAAAGUAAGUUGGUUCUACUGCGGUAAUAAAUUCCCACGGUCUUCACAUUACAAUUCCCAAGAUUUUGUUAUCAUCUAGAAUUAGCAAACACAAACACAGCCACAAUCCCUUACCUCUAACUUAAUCUUACGUCCCCACGUGCCUGUUUUGCAUUUUACUAUUCAAUCCUCAAUUACGCUCCUCCAAAUUGUAAUCCUCCUGUUUUAUUUUCAUAUUGCUAGAUCAUUUGGUCUCGUUUUACGAAAAACAGGAGGAGUACACAAUGAAUGCCAUCUAUUUGGAGAAAUUUCCAAGGACUGGCCAUCCAGUAUCCUUGUUAAUAUACUAAACAGAUCCAUGGCGUCAUCAACGUAA
This is a messenger RNA of Porites evermanni, 852 nucleotides long. The record is from the annotation of a GenBank genome assembly. Lineage: Eukaryota; Metazoa; Cnidaria; Anthozoa; Scleractinia; Poritidae.